This is a messenger RNA of Fraxinus pennsylvanica, 1269 nucleotides long. Lineage: Eukaryota; Viridiplantae; Streptophyta; Magnoliopsida; Lamiales; Oleaceae. The record is from the annotation of a GenBank genome assembly.
AUGGUAUCUUCCAUGGCUGAAGGUUUGAUCUACGACGUAAAACUAUCCUCCGUCGGGCCCGGAAAUGCGAUCGAGCCCGACAUGGUUCACGAGCCGAGUGACAUGGACUUGGCUAUGAAGCUUCACUACUUGAAAGGAAUCUACUAUUUUGGCAAGCAGGCAUUUGAGGGCUUGACCACCAUCAACAUAAAGGAGCCCUUGUUCAUAUUGUUGAACGAUUUCCCAGUUAUCUGUGGACGGUUUCGUAGAGCCGAGUCGGGCCGGCCUUACAUCAAGUGCAAUGACUGUGGGGUGAGAUUCCUUGAAGCAAAGUGUGAGAAAACAAUGGAUGAAUGGUUGGAGAUGAUCAAGGAGAAUGCUUCCCUUGAGAAGUAUCUGACUCCAAACCAGAUCAUUGGUCCCGAAAUAGCAUUUUCUCCUACUGUUCUCUUACAGUACACUAAAUUCAAAUGUGGAGGAAUGUCUGUGGGCCUGAGCUGGGCCCAUGUUCUUGGAGAUGCAUUCUCAGCUGCAGAAUUCUUGAACCUAUUGGGAAAGGUGGUAGCAGGUGAAAAGCCCAAUAGGCCCAUUAAAACAAAGUCCACAAAUUCUGAAAGCCUAUUAAAGGAUAUGGAAGAUCCCCUUUCAGUCAAACGGGCCGGCCCGGUUGGAGACAAUUGGAUAACAGUCAAUAACAGUAAAAUGGAAGCAUUUUCCUUCAGUGUUAAUGCCGCACAAUUGAGCCAUCUGCAGUCAAAAAUAAGUAGCAAUGCCACUGAUUUUUCUCCAUUUGAAGCUAUUUCUGCUGUCAUUUGGCAAUGUGUAGCGAAAAUUCGCGAAUCGGAACCAAAAGUUGUGACAAUAUGCAAGAUGAUGGAACAAAACAAGGCAGAUGGGAAUAAUCAACUUAUGAGUGUUGUUAAAGCUGCUUAUCCCAUUGUGGAAGCCAACCCUAGUGAGCUAGCAGAGUUGAUGAAAAAUUCAGCAUUCGACCAACGAGAAAAGAUCGAAAAUGCAAUCAAGAAAGACAACGGAGUCUCUGAUUUAAUUGUUUAUGGCGCGAAUUUAACUUUUGUGAAUCUUGAAGAAGCAAAGUUUUACGAAUUUGAUUACCGUGGAGAGAAGCCAGUUUACGUUAGCUAUCGAGUCGAUGGUGUUGGUGAUGAAGGGGCUGUUUUUGUGCUUCCGGGGCCACCGAAGAAUGGAGGAAUGACUGUUAUGGCAAUUUUGCCAGAGAAUGAAGUGACUGAGCUUAAAUUAGAGUUGAAAACAGAGUGGUUUAUGGAUUAA